Maylandia zebra (zebra mbuna) is the source of this 1878-nucleotide messenger RNA. NCBI's taxonomy places the organism in Eukaryota, Metazoa, Chordata, Actinopteri, Cichliformes, Cichlidae. The record is from RefSeq and is a predicted model, not a curated record.
GUUUGUUACUAUCAUUUCAGAGCCAUGUCUGGGUCCAGGACUGAGCCUGACUCUGAGCUCCAGAAGGAUGAAGAAGAAGAAGAUGAGGAGGAGGAAGAUGCACUGCUGUGUGAUGAAGAAGAGAUGGAUCUUCUUGGGGAGAUCUUUGAUACACUGAGCUCUCGUAGCUCCCAUGACCGUGGCCUGCUGUACGGCACCCGCAGCCUGGAUCUGUUUGGGCCAGACAGCCAUGACUUUAUCACACGGCGUGUUCCAACCAAUCCAAGCCAAGAGAGCUUGUCUCUGUCCAUCAGUGGCAGUGGCAGCUUGCACAGCUGGAAUCUGGAAACAACAGAGGAGUUAUCAGACCUGACAGCAGACACUGACUGGCCAUGCAUGGACACUAGUGUACCAGAGGAGGAAGGGUUGGAGAAUAUGAAUAUGCAGUCAAAAAACAAAACAGAAGAGCCAAAAAAUGGACAGAGGCAGGACGGAGAAAAACAGGAAGAAGUGACAGGAGCAAUAAAUGGGAAUCAAGCAGAGGAAACUGAUGAUCAAAAUAAGUUUAAGGAAGUAAAGUUAGAGGAAAAUAUAGAGAAACAAGAUCCGGGAGAGGGUGUAAGUUUAUGGGAGGACCCGGUUAAUGAAAUAUGUGCCAAGAGCGAUGAAGGCUUAAAAGAAAACAAAGAGGAUGAGCAAAAUCAGACAGAGGAGGUAAUUGCAGAACCUGAGAUGGAAAGAGAAACACAUGAAAGUCCAAAAGCAAGAGAAGAAGAAAAAGAGAGCCAACUGGAGAAAAAUGAGGUGGUAAGAGGAUCUUUAAGCAAACUUAUAAACCCAAAUCCUAAACAUCCCAACUCUGUUGAAGAAGAGCAAAAUCAAGGGAAGGAGGCCGUUCCAGAUACUACAGUCUCUCCUGGGCCUCAGAUUCCUGCUGUUGACCCUAACCCUACAUCAGUUCAAGAAAAAAAGAUUGAAGUAGCUACAGAAAAACUGGAGCAAGAGGUGAAGCAGACCCCCUCUCCUCCUAAAGUGCUAUCUGCUGCAGCACGCUUUCAGUCUCAAGGAUCCACCCAAAGCUUCCAGGUAAAGUCCAGGGUUAAGGCCUUCACUGAACCUGGGAAACCUUGCACUGUGUUCAGAAACAGGGAGAAUGCACAAAUGCCAUGUGACUCAAAUACAUCAGAAACAAACAACCGCACGGAGGAAGCUGAAGAGGAAGAACGACCUCCAGUCAAAGUGUCAGAACUGAAGAAGAGAUUUGAAGCUUAAACAAUGCUGGUUACAUUCUAGUUUUUGUUACUUAAAAUCCAAUUAAAUUGAUACAUUUGGUUUCUCUCUGCAUUUCCCCUGCCUCUCCGUUACUCUUAAUCCCAAGCCCAUUUGGUUUUACUGAAAAUAUAAAUUAUGAAAUAAAAGUCAACAAUGUAGUGUUAUUUAAAGGCUGACCUCUGUAAAUUGUAGCAAAUGUUACUCAAAUGAGGGUGAAUGUUGCACUUGGGGAUAAGUUUCAGAUGAACAUUUUGUGCAUUAGUAUUUAUGAAUAUAACAAGCUGCAGUGUAUACAAACACAAAGUAAUGAAAAAAAGAACAAUGUUCCCAUUUUAAGUAGUUUUGGACUUUUUAAAGGCCGUCUCUCUACAAUAACAAAAACAAUACUGCCACACUCUUACAAACUGGCUGUUUUCUUAGUAUGUAAACACAUUUUAUUGCUUGUAUAUUUUAUACUUGGUGAAAUGGUUAAUUACUUAGAAUUAAGACAGCAUGGCUGAAAUAAAUAAGAAGAAAGUAAGAAAAAUGCAUGAAAAAUGUUUUUCCUGUUGCCUGCUGGGAUUUGUGUGGAAAAGGCAUGCUAUCCAUCAGAUUCUUUAAUAAAAACUGACGCAUUCUGGGUAUUUA